This is a messenger RNA of Colletotrichum truncatum, 252 nucleotides long. RefSeq lists its product as uncharacterized. NCBI's taxonomy places the organism in Eukaryota, Fungi, Ascomycota, Sordariomycetes, Glomerellales, Glomerellaceae. The record is from RefSeq and is a predicted model, not a curated record.
AUGCGUUUCUCCAUCUUCGCCACUGUCACCUACGCCGUCGGCACCUACGCCUGGGCUCAGGCUGCUGAUGGCCGCUGGAUUGCCAACAACCAGGUUUACAACAUCCGCGGCAGCCAGGUCCACGAAGCUUGCACCAGAAGAAACACUGAUGAAAUUCUGGCCGCUGUCCCCUGCGAGUACUGGACUGAUGGCCGUGGCCACACCACCACAGGAACUUGCCGCGUCAACAUCAACCAGGUUGCCUGCAUUUAA